AAAGCAGCGGAAGAAGCGCAGAGCUGCUAGUGCUAUUGCAUGUAACGACUACAGCAGCGUUACAUGUUGCGCUAUUUGUUCGUGCAGGCAGAACGAGCUCAACUCAGUUACGAGUAGGGCCUUUCUGAUCUGAGCAUGUUGGCUGUGAUGUGAGGGAACUGAAGUUUUUAGUUAUUAGGACACAUACAGACGCCCUCAGCUCACAGGCACAUCGAUGUCGUCGCCGAAGUCUCAAGCUCCUUGCUGCGCCGACGAUCUGAACUGUUUGACAACCUUGGGUAAUUUCUGAUCACCACCACCCACCUACUCAUCUGUAUCCAUCAGUCUAUCCCAAGGCAGCCCGAAAGUGAGAACCGCGGCUGAGCUGGCAAGCACAACGGAUUGGUUGUUGGCACCCGCAGGGAACCUUGGUCGGGUGGGAAAUGGGGCCGUUCCGUCAGUCUUUUCUGACCUGACCAACAUUACGUUGCUCCCACCAAGCCCCAAACAUCCGGCAAUGGUCACUGUACCUGCAGUCGGAGCAACCCCACGAUCAAUGUCGACAGCGCCGUCGGUAGUAGUGAGUAUGCUUAGUCCUCGCUCGAGGAACUUGCAAGGAACUCCAGUUGCAUCACCUCCCUCUCCAAGCCAUCAUCCAGCCCACAGACAGUCGGCUUUUGAAGAGGGUCAGGGAGCUAGCUCCCACUCAGAUUCAAUUCCCGGUACGCCAUUGAGUAAGCUCAGUCUUCGCACUGACUCGCUUACAUGUACCACCAGCAUGCCUAACAGCCGGAGCCCGUUGCCAGCUGAUAAUAUCCACCCAGAAGCUGCACCGUUUUCUCGACAACGUGCCGCAGAAGUUACGAGUACCGGCUAUGACCACGACAGGACACGGUCACUGCCAUCGAAAGAAACAUCACCUCCGACUUUCACAUCCGAUCAGAUUCGACCUGAAAUAGACAGUGUGAAUGAAAACACUUCGGUUUCAAACACACUGGCACUGUACAAGGAGCAGCAGCAAACAUUACUAGAGUAUCAUCGUCGGCAACUUGCUGAUGUGGCCGCGCAACAGCAGACCAUAGAGCAGCAACAACGACUGUGCGAGCAGCUGACUGAUUUGAUCGCCGACCAGGAGAGCGUUCUUCAUGAGCAUGCCCUUCAAUCAUUGCGAUCACAAAUACCGUCGGUACACGAUGGUAGCAGUCUGUCAACCAUACCAGCGUGGAAUCAAGGAGUGUUUCUAGACAGUGACGUUGGUAUGGAUGAGGAUGAAAAUGCUACACCAUUGCAUAGCACAUCACUGUACAUCCCAGUGCCGAGCGAUGUGGAGGAUCCGAAUAUCAUGGGAGAUCUUGUGCCGCAAAUCCUUGAUGACGGUCUGGAUACGCUACUUAAUGAUCCACCUGUAGCUCCGCUCAGUGAGUUUCUGGCAAAGGAGUCACUCGGUACCAAGUCUGCCCUUCUACCAUCUAUUAUCAAGUCUUCUCCGGCGGUAUCACAUCCCACUGAGCUAGUGUACACUCACGAAGAAGCAGUGACUCAUCACCCGCCAGAUGCCAUGCGUGUGAAGACGCAUUCUUCGCCCGUGCCUGCCACCUUGCUGCCCCCACCGCAUGCUGAUCCUUCUCACCACUCCACGACUACGAGUUCUGAGUCUCAAUCCCAAGCAGAUGUGUCCGUUGACAAUGCGACUACCGGCUUGCCUUCAGACAAACCGGCCAUAUCGUCCGCAAUAUCAAGCAAGAUGGGAGAAGAAUCAGGACCGUUUUCGAUGGCUGAUCUCCAAACUAUCAAGGACGCUGCAACAUCGGCUCAGGAUAUUCGUGAGACUCAACUUGUUCGUCUCGUCUCAAGCCUUGGCAGUGAAUUGAGCCAGUGCAAACAACAGCUGCAGAAUAGCUUGCAUGUUCAAAGGAUACAGGCUGGUGCUCUACAGACGUUGUGGCAUGAAAUUCAAGACCUUCAGAAGCACCAGAGGGCGUCACAAGCACAGAGAACUCCCAUCCCAGAGGAACAUGAAGUGCCUGCAAACGAGCCAAACCCGGAUAACGUAUCUACGCUGAAAACCCUCUGUGAACAGCUCCAAACACAGGUUGAGUUUCUUGAGGAUCGAGUCAGUGCUCUCUCGGGCUCUGUCUACGUAGCCGGCGAGACAAGGAGGCGUCUUCAGCGCUUGGGUUUUGGCCUCGAACAUGACGAUGACGAUGAUGAUGUCGAUGAUGAUGUCGAUGGCGGAGCUGAUGAGGACAUCACAGCGAUGAACAACAAUCCAGGCGUGGAAACCAGGGUGACUGCAUCAUAUACCGAUAGCAGCAGCAGCAGCAGCAGCACUAGCUUAGAGUCCAUGUCAGCAGAUUCCUUGAGUCCCAGUGAUGAGGAGAACAUGGAGGGUGCAGUAUUGGCCAGUGAAAAGUCACCCCGGCGGUGCUCUUCUCCUCUUCGACCAGAUAGCUGCAGCGAGGAAAGGGGAAGUCCUGAAGCCACUUCGCAGCAUUCGGUAUCAGAGUCCGAUGGUGAUGAUGACGUCGCUCUGCUUUCCAAUGAACAUGUGCUGUGCACUGAGCCACGUCACCAUGACAUCAUUGAUAGUGACGGUGCUGAGUGGAGUAUAAGCGUCCGCCGCUGGUCAACACAUGAAGUGCUACUGGCGUGGCAGUGCUGUGGCGUGAACACCGGUUUCCAGAGUCCCAACGUACAGCAGCUCCAGCACACUGACGAGGGAAGCUUUCUUGACAUGGUGCCGUCAGAAGCCGAUGAUAGUACAGGUGAUGGAGGACUUCUUGGCUAUCGCCUGCUGAUAAACAAUGUCCCCGUCAUACCCAUGAUACCAUCUCCAGCAAGUCAAGUUCUAAUAUCAGGCCUGGCUGAUGGUGAAUAUGAGCUGUCUUUGUUGAAGGUCCACAUCAAUGGUGAAACGUUGCUCGGCAGGCCUGUCUCAGUGAGCACUUCAGACAGUCGGGAGAGUAGCGGCUCAGAUGCCAUUGUGAAGUCAGUGUCCUCACGCGAAGCAUUAGCAUCACCACGCUGCUCAUCUACCGCCCUGCUACCCAGCACUCCUCGGCUGAGAAUACACUACAAGAGCCUGGGCAAGGUUGCUGGGCAGGCCGUGCUGGCAACCCUGAAACACGGCGACACAGCGGACAGUGCCGACUCCUCUCAGCUGGACUCCAAACACUCGUCUCCAAUCAGUCAUGCUUCGGACUGGUCUUCACCCAGUCUCCCAUCACCAUCCACGUCAUUGUCAACGCACCCCACCACCACCACCGCCACCACCAGCACAAUCACAACCAGCAGCAGAAGCCCAAACAUACCUGAAGCACAGGGACAAUUACCAUUGAGGAAGAAGACUGGCGGUCGCAGCACUGAAGAAGGCAUUGUUACAAAUGCUGGUGAGUUACAUGAUUUCGAUGCUGAUGGAGCACACAAUGAUCAGUUGCCUGACGCAGGCAUAUCGGUGGAGCCCAUCAACCAUGCCACACGCGCAUCUGCUCUCCUGACCCAACUCAAAAGGGAGAUGUCGGAGAUCAGACCCCUCAAUAAUGAAGUGUCAGUUGAUGUAGCUGCACUGUCAGAGCCAACAGAGACUACAUCAAUAUCGAUCAGUGGACAUGAGAGUGAUGUUUCAAUUCCUGAGAAUGCAUCUCCUUCCAGUAGGCCAAGUCCACUUCAAUCAUCAGUAAUCAAGUCAAAUCACACUCCCAAAGUGACUGCAAUCAUACCAACCACUCCGAAGUCUGCUGAGUCACAUGGCGGUGUUGAGCAUUCCGAAACUGACACACAUGGGUACACACCGGACAGUAGGCGUGCAGCAUCAGCAGUGCCGUCCCCACGCAGCAACAGCGCUGGCAAGCGUCCUACACCUGUACCGCUGGCAUGUUCUUUCAAGCUCCAGUAAUCCGGCACUCGACCAGUGCAGCCCGCAACUUCAACCGAACAAGAAUUUGACUUUUUAGUGCGUUUAAAAGCGCUCUGCACUCAGGUUAUGUAUUAUGAAAUGGAAACCUCGACUGAAUAAUCCUGGACAAUGCCUCAGAGAGGAGAUGUGCUAUAUAAAAUUCAAUAUAGGACUGACGUACUUCUGCAAUAUUUUCUAUCUACACGUGCAUGUACAUUACGAUACUCGGAUGAAAUUGUAAAACUGUUCAGUCCAUGAUAUUGUGAUGAUGAUCUUAUCUUUUUAACAAGGCAUUUGUGUUAAUUUAACAAUCAAAAGAGCUCGUGGCAGCCACCUCUGGCUGUUGAUGAAGCCGCACUAACGCCACACUCUCUUCAAACUAUCUGUCCUCUUUUUAUGAUUAUUAAUACCACGACUUCUACAAUGACCAGACUUCUGUCGAUCUUUUGCUAUUCA
Messenger RNA from Sycon ciliatum, 4330 nucleotides. Its product is annotated as serine-rich adhesin for platelets-like. The coding region runs from base 497 to 3874 and encodes 1125 amino acids. The transcript is spliced from 15 exons. The record is from RefSeq and is a predicted model, not a curated record. Lineage: Eukaryota; Metazoa; Porifera; Calcarea; Leucosolenida; Sycettidae.